AGAACGAGAGGCGAGGGUUGGAAUGCGGUGGUCGGCGGCGUCUUUCCCGGCUACCUCCUUCGUGCUCGCGCGCCCCCGCUUUUCCUGGCGCGCUCCCGGCACCUGAGUAUUGGUUUUGGUACCUGAUCCAGCUAAAAGGACUCGGGAAUCUGACGGGCGGGUCAUACCCUUUCCUGCUGAGGCACCAUGGCCACCUUCCGGCAGGAAAAUGUGGAGGACCACUACGAGAUGGAGGAGGAGCUGGGAAGUGGCCAGUUUGCGAUUGUGCGGAAGUGCCGGGAGAAGAAGACCGGGCUGGAAUACGCAGCCAAGUUCAUCAAGAAGCGGCGCCUGUCCUCCAGCCGCCGAGGGGUGAGCCGGGAAGAGAUCGAGCGGGAGGUGAACAUCUUGCGGGAGAUCCAGCACCCCAAUAUCAUCACUCUCCACGACAUCUUCGAGAACAAGACAGACGUGGUACUAAUCCUGGAGCUGGUCUCCGGAGGGGAGCUCUUUGACUUCCUGGCUGAGAAGGAGUCGCUGACCGAGGAAGAAGCCACCCAGUUCCUCAAGCAGAUCCUGGACGGAGUUUAUUACCUGCAUUCCAAACGCAUCGCCCAUUUUGACCUCAAGCCUGAAAACAUAAUGCUCCUUGACAAAAAUGUCCCCAGCCCUCGUAUCAAGCUGAUUGACUUUGGGAUUGCUCACAAGAUUGAAGCAGGCAAUGAGUUCAAAAACAUCUUUGGCACUCCAGAAUUUGUAGCUCCAGAAAUAGUGAACUAUGAACCACUGGGUUUGGAGGCUGACAUGUGGAGCAUUGGAGUCAUCACGUACAUCCUCUUGAGCGGGGCUUCCCCGUUCCUGGGUGAAACGAAGCAGGAGACCUUGACCAACAUCUCCGCGGUCAACUACGACUUUGACGAGGAAUACUUUAGCAACACCAGCGAGCUCGCCAAGGACUUCAUUCGGCGCCUGCUUGUCAAGGAUCCCAAGAAACGAAUGACGAUUGAGCAAAGUCUAGAGCACCCCUGGAUUAAGGUGAUCAAGAGGCGGAACGUCCGCAACGAAGAAAACAGCAAGAAGCCCGAGCGGCGACGGCUCAAGACGACACGGCUCAAAGAGUACACCAUCAAGUCCCACUCCAGCAUGCCGCCCAACAAUACCUAUGUCAACUUUGAGCGUUUCUCCAAGGUCAUGGAGGAAGUGGCGGCCGCUGAGGAGAGCUUGCGUGAGCUGCAGCGGAGCAAGAAGUCCUUCCGUGAGGACAUUGAAGCCCUCCGCUCUAUCUACGAGGAGAAGGAAUCAUGGUACAAAGAGGAGAAUGAGGCGAUAGGUCAGGACCUCCGGCAGAUUCAGCAGGAUAUGCAGAAGACGGAAGCCCUCAAACGACAGGCCCAAGAGGAGGCCAGGAGUGCUUCCUUAGCAGCCAACGGCUUGAAGAGGCGCUACCGGAAGCUCGAGAACCGCUACGAGGCCUUGGCCAAGCAGGUCGCUUCAGAGAUGAAGUUUGUGCAAGAGCUGGUGCGUGCCGUGGAGCUGGAGAAGCUGCAGGGCGGAGAAGAAGACUGUGGGAUCCGCUAACGCUGUUCCUGGUGAAGGGCUGAUUCUGUGCAGAUGUGCAGAUCUUGCCCAGUUUUGUUCUUUGGGGUCAUGCCCCCCCAUUCAUUGAGUUUACCUACUUGAGGGUUGUGAGGGGCAGCUAACCCAAUCCUCCUUAUUUAAUCAUGGGUGUGGCUGCUUCCAAGACUACGCAUUCCAUCAUGCAGUGCUCCCACCAGGAUGCAACACAGUGGAUUAGAUCGUUGCAUGCUUGGGACUUGUAGUCUUUGGCAAACUGUAUGCUUAUUUAAAAAGUAUCUAUUGCAAGUUUCUGCCCACUUUGGCUGAGGGUGUGCUUAGGAAGGGCACUUUUUUUUUGCUGGCUGAUGCUACCCCUCUCUUGCCAAAGCGAUUCCAAGGACCAGUUACAAGUUCUUCUGGUUGCUGGAUCUUCGAAGAAUCUGUCAUGUUGGAGAUGAUUGAGAACUGUUUAUCCAGCUGUUGACACAUGGGGAAGUGUGUGUGUGUGGGGGGGUGCAUCUUCCUGGCACAGCCUUUCUCCCCUCCUGUGAGAUGUUGCCAACUUCUGCCUCCCAAUGUUCUCACAAAACUCUCUGCAGCGAGUUUUGUGUGUGGUUGUGUCUGGGUACCAGAGGUUCAUUUCUCAUUCCUCAGGGUCUGUUUGGAUCGUGCGCAGUGUAAAGUAAGCUAUGAGAUGAUAAAAGGAGAACUGACCCAGCCGUGGUGGGGGGUGCAAUUGCAAAGAACACCUCCCCCUCUUUUAAUGUCAACCACAUUUUAUCUUUCAGCGAAAUUUUUAAAAAUUAUUUUGGAUAAUGCCCCUGUGGUACAAUUCUUUUCUUAAAUUCCAUAGGUAUGCCCUUCCACAAUCCCUGACAGGGUCAAUUCUAGCAAAUGCACGCCCAUGCAAAGGCAAUAGAAACAAAUUAGGGAUUUGAGUGUCAAUUAUUUUAUUUUUUAGGGCUGGAUGAAGGAGGUUUGAGGGUGGUUGGGAGUUUUUCAGCUUCUUUUUACAUUGUAACACCAGGGUUUGCCCUUUCCCAGGAUUGGUGGGGUUACGAAGGUGUGCCUUCAGAGGACAGGGAGGGAGUGCUUCCUUGGACAUCACAGUUCUGCUCCUUGGGUCCCCCAAAUUUGACAAGUGAACCCCAGGAAGUAUGAUGGAAUGAAUCUCAGCUGGGAAGAGGGCUGCAGGAACCUGCUUGUCCUUGCUAACAACGCCAUUAGCGUUAAUCCUUGUGGGAUGGAGAUUUCAAGGCUAUUUUCAGAUUUCUUCCACUGUUGCUUUAGGGUUGAAAGAGAGACUCUGAAUGCAGAACGGAGGGAUGAAGAGCAAGGAAAGAUGUGCUCAAAACUGGUGUUACUUGGGGCGGGGGGUGGGUGGGACCUGCCCCAGUGGUGGUGGUGGUAUUUUCACAGAGUCCUUUUGGAAACACUUUUGUCACUUCCUAUGAUCUGAAGCACCUUUUAGACUAACCCACUUUAUUGUAGCAUAAGCUUUCAAGAACCACAGCUCUCUUCGUCAGAUGCAGAGAGCUGUGGUUCUCGAAAGCUUACGUUACAAUAAAGUCGGUUGGUUUUAAAGGCGCUACUGGACUCUUUACUAUUUUGCAACUCCAGACUAAGAUAGCUAACUCCUGUAGAUCUGUGAUCUGAAGGUGUGUGCUCUGUCUUUUGGGGCAAAUCACUCUGCCCUUCAGUUUCAAAGCAGCCUUUUUUUUCCAGCCAUGUUCCUCUCUAGCUGAUCCAAAGAGCAGGCACCCCCGUGUCCUGCCUUUAGAGACACCUGUCCCUUGCCGUUUACAGAGUACCUCAAAUGUGUUUGCAACAGCAGAAAUCAAGGUGGCUUCUCUCUCUGGGACCAAAUCCAGUUCUCAUUCGGCAGGUCAGAAAUCCUCCUUGCCGGAGUCCUCACUUUUCUGGGCUGAAAAGAGGAGGGGCCCCAGUCUCGGUGUUCGGCUGGAUCUUCUGUUUAUGUCUCUGAUUUAUGCUGCCAAAGUUGCUUUUGCUGUAAGCUUAUUUUUCAUCUCCACUCUCAUUCCUUCCUGCUCCUCCCUUCUUUCUUCCUUCUUCCUUCUGCCGAUUUUAGAGUCAGAUGAAUCUGCCUUAUACCGAGUCAGGCCAUCCAGACCAGGAGCGUCUCCUCUGCUUGGCAGUGGCUCCCCAAGGCCUCCGGAUCCUAACAUCCAAGACAUUUAACAGGAGAUGCCCGUGAGUCAGGGGCCUGAACCUGUCCUUCUGUCUGUGCUGUGUUGCUGGACUGCGGCCCUUCCCCGGAGAAGCACAGUAUGCUCCCGGGGGCUUGAACCCAGUGCCUUCUCCACAGAUGCCCCGUGUCCAACCCACCAGGCUAUCCUUCCGCCAUUUUCAUCUUAAACCAAAGCCAUCUUUCUCUUCUGCUUCUCCUGGUCCUGAUCACUAUGUUGCUUCAUUUCCCCCCACUUGCCCUCUGCUAUCUCCAUGACUCGGAAGGCAAAACCCCCUAUUCCCCUCCCCUUUUUCUUAGAGGGGAAGAGAAUCCCUGCAGCUGAACGUCCUCCCCUUUUUCUGGGGCUGGAGCCAGCUGCGGUGAACAGUGCACCGUGCAAGCACUUGCAUUAGUUGGGCUUUCAUUCAGCCUUAAUGCCCCAGCAUGGAAGAGCAGGAGGCGGCGGCUAUGGUUGUGGAGGCAUCUAAGAACAUCCUCGCUCCCCUUUUACUCCCAUCUCUUUAGUCCUCAGCACAAGGGAAAGCGAGUAAAUUUAAAAUCAUCCUUGAGAAACUGCAGCUUCCCAUUGUCUGCUUCUCCUUUGCAGAAAGACAUCAAAAAGAUUCCAAAUCGGCCCUCUUUGGAGAAGGGUUUUGGGCAGCCGGUGGAUGAUAUUCUGCCCACUUCACCUUAACUAGCCUCUGGCCUUGAGUUUGACUUAAAUAUGAUUCUGCUGGCUGAAACGGAAGCACUCACGUGGCAGCUGGCUGAGCUUUGAAUCUAGGAAGGCCUGAGUUCAAAUGUCGCUUCUGCCUUCAAUUCACUAGGGAGCCUUAGACAAGUUACUCUCUUGCUGCCUCUGUCUUGCCAUUUGCAGCAGGGUGAUAUGUUUGCAGAGUUGUAGGGAUUACAUCAAGACAAUGUGUGUGAACAGCUGAAAAUGUAAUACACAAAAAAUGCGACAUAAAUAGCUAGUUAAGUUUUUAAGUAGAGGUUGCAGCAUUCUGGUCUGCAGUUUGAAUGGGUCCAGUAGAGGGAGCCAAGCUGCUCCAACUUCCCACCAAAGCUACUUUCACGCUCCCAGCAUUGACCCCCCCCAGGUGCUAGGAAGCAUUAAUGAACACCAGGGGGCAGCACUGAGUAACAUGACAAUAAUUAACUUGGGCUGAUUCCACACACAUUGGAUAAUGCACUUUCAGUGCACUUUAUCAAUCGUUUGAGGUGGAUUUUUUGUUCCGCACAUGAAAAAAUCUGUUCCAAAUGAUCUAUAAAGAGGAUUGGAAGUGCAUUAUCCAACGUGUGCGGAAUCAGCCUUGGAGAACUUGUUGCCGUUGGACGCAGCAUCAGCCACUAGUGGAGAACAUCUCCACAAGCAGAUUUAGACAUCCACAGCCAUGAUGGCUAAAUGGAACCUCCACAUUCAGAAGCAGUAUACCUCUGCAAUGGGCAGCUUUGCCUUCCUUGUUUGAUCAUUAUAGUAAAGUGUACUUGACUAGGUCUGAAGUAGUAGGGCUGUUUUGCAUCCAAUGGGGUGCAAGUCACCUGCACCACUCCAUCUUUUUUUGGCUUCUCCGGGUCCCAUCAGGUUUGGCCAUGCCUUCCAUUGUUUCCAGAUUGGGGGUGGGGGGCGCAUUGUGAACUGAACUGAACUAGCAGUAUAGUCUUGACCCACACUUGAUAUACAGUUCUGACUGGUGGUGCAGAAGCAAGCUGUCAAAUAAUAAACUUUUUUUUUUA
Molecule: messenger RNA, 5461 nt
Organism: Eublepharis macularius
Lineage: Eukaryota; Metazoa; Chordata; Lepidosauria; Squamata; Eublepharidae
Gene: DAPK3
Product: death associated protein kinase 3
Exons: 9
Coding region: 187-1557 (456 amino acids)
Biological process (GO): protein phosphorylation; positive regulation of apoptotic process; intracellular signal transduction
Cellular component (GO): nucleus; cytoplasm
Molecular function (GO): protein serine/threonine kinase activity; ATP binding
Source: RefSeq, a predicted model, not a curated record